Molecule: messenger RNA, 943 nt
Organism: Klebsormidium nitens
Lineage: Eukaryota; Viridiplantae; Streptophyta; Klebsormidiophyceae; Klebsormidiales; Klebsormidiaceae
Source: the annotation of a GenBank genome assembly
AGGAAGAUUGCAGAGCCUUUCUCCUUCCUCUUUCGCCCACCAUCACGUAGAGCCUUGGUGGCGGGUCGCGCCCCAAUCAGGAAGCAUGGGUGCGUACAAGUACAUGGAAGAGUUGUGGAAGAAGAAGCAGUCGGAUGUGCUGCGGUUCCUGCUUCGUGUGCGCUGCUGGGAGUACCGCCAGUUGCCGAGCAUUGUGCGGGUGACGAGGCCCUCUCGGCCCGACAAGGCGCGCCGCCUCGGAUACAAGGCCAAGCAGGGCUUUGUGAUCUACCGCGCGCGCGUCCGCCGCGGUGGCCGCAAGCGUCCCGUGUCCAAGGGUAUUGUGUACGGGAAGCCGAAGCACCAGGGUAUCACGCAGCUCAAGUACCAGGUCAACAAGCGGUCCACCGCUGAGGAGCGUGUUGGGCGCAAGUGCGGGGGCCUCCGCGUGCUCAACUCGUACUGGAUCAACCAGGACUCCACGUACAAGUAUUACGAGGUGAUCAUGGUCGACCCUCACCACAAGGUCAUCCGCCGGGACCCUCGCAUCAACUGGAUCACCAAGCCGGUCAUGAAGCACAGAGAGCUCCGCGGCCUCACCAGCGCUGGAAGGAAGCACCGGGGCCUGCACGGAAAGGGCCACAACUACACCAAGGUCCGCCCGUCCGUUCGCGCCACAUGGAAGACGAACAACAGCCUGUCUCUCCGGCGUUACCGAUAGAGGGAUUUGGCUGGUCGUUUCAGAAGUUGACAUCCUGGAUUGCGUUUUUCAUGUCCUUCUGGGGAGCCAAAGCACCUCUCACCGCCCGUUUGUUGUUGCCAAAGAUGUGACGAGAUUCAGUGUGAUUACAUGCUCCACAUACUUGGUGUGAGCCUGCUUUUAGCAGCUCAAACGAAUGACGACCGCCUCCAAUGCUUGCCCUUUGUGGUGUAUCCGAUCGAUAUGCAUGAUACAACUCCUGCC